CAUUAUCAACUCCUCCCAUCAGUGGCUGCUUGGGUUGUUUGCGUAUCUUGGCUAUUGUAAAUAAUGCUGCGAUAAACAUGGUGGGGGAGAGGUGUAGGGCAGGAUAUCUUUUUGAAUUAGUGUUUUCCUUCAAGAAACGGUCCAUACUGCUUUCCAUAGUGGCUGCACCAAUUUACAUUCCUAAGGUCGCUGAGUGCCCCGAGCCGGGCUCACAGCGCGCCUCGCCCGGACCGGAGCCCAAAACCGAGCAGGCAGCUCCCCGCAGCAGAGCCGGGCACAAACGCCGCGCCGCCCGCGGCGCCGAGGGUAAGGACGGAGACCCCAGCGCCCCGGCGGCGGCGGCCGCGCUCGGGGACAGCGGCCGCCACUACUCCUCCCCGCGGAGCAGCCCCGGGAGAAGGCCCUGCAGCAACUCUGCUGCCAGCGCUCCCCGAGCCGAAGGGCGGGUGGGCGCCGGGCCCCUGAUCCCGCUCCGGUUCUGCCCAGCUAAGUCCCGCCUCCGGGGCCCCGCAAGGCUGCAGGGUCGCCCUCCGCCGCACGGGGGCAGCACUGCGUGCGGCCGCGGCGACGACGUCCCGGUGCCCCUCUUAGCGGCGGCGGGUCGCGGCGCGGCGCUGCCAUGUUGGCGGAAGCGGCGUCCCCUGUGCGGUGCGGUCAGCGGUGCCCGAACGCGCGUCCCUGGGCUUGGCCUGCGGCUCCGCGUCGCUCGCGUCUCCGCGCUCACAGGAGCGGCCGGCGAAUGGAGAGAAGCAGGAUGAACCUGCCGCGGGGCCCGGACACGCUGUGCUUCGACAAGGACGAGUUCACGAAGGAAGAUUUCGAUGUGGAUCAUUUUGUAUCUGACUGCAGGAAGCAUGUCCAACUGGAAGAACUGCGAGACGACCUGGAACUCUACUAUAAGCUUCUUAAGACCGCCAUGGUCGAACUCAUCAACAAGGACUAUGCAGAUUUCGUCAACCUUUCAACAAACUUGAGUCUUAGGUCAUCCGUCAGUGAAGGAAUCCGUGCAGUAGAUGAACGAAUGUCUAAACAAGUGGACAUUAGGGAAAAAAAGAUGUGUGUAUUGAGGCUUAUCCAAGUUAUUCGAUCAGUUGAGAAAAUUGAAAAAAUCUUAAAUUCUCAAAGGUCUAAGGAAACAUCUGCCCUAGAAGUAAGCAGGCCACUUUUGACUGGACAGAUUUUGGAGAGAAUUGCCACAGAAUUUAACCAGUUACAGUUUCACGCUAUUCAAAGCAAAGGCAUGCCUCUUUUGGACACAGUAAGACCACGUAUAGCUGGUAUAACAGCCAUGUUACAACAGUCGCUGGAAGGCCUCCUAUUAGAAGGGCUUCAGACCUCCAACGUUGAUAUAAUACGGCACUGCUUACGGACCUAUGCCACAAUUGACAAGACACGGGACGCAGAGGCCUUACUUGGUCAGGUGCUAGUGAAACCAUAUGUGGAUGAGGUGAUCGUAGAGCACGUCGUCAUGUCCCAGCCGGGUGGCCUCCAGAUCAUGUACAAUAAACUCCUGGCGUUUGUUCCUCACCACUGCCGCCUUCUCCGAGGAGUCACAGGCGGAUCCAUCUCCAGUGAAAAAGACAGUACUGUUCCUGGAUAUGAUUUUUUGGUGAAUUCUGUCUGGCCAGAAAUAGUACAAGGAUUAGAAGAUAAAUUACCCUCACUUUUUAAUCCUGGAGAUCCUGAUGCAUUUCAUGAGAAAUACACUAUAAGUAUGGAUUUUGUAAGAACAUUUGAACGGCAGUGUGGAUCACAGGCCAGUGUAAAAAGAUUAAGAGCACAUCCCGCCUACAACAGCUUCAAUAAUAAGUGGAACUUGCCUGUUUAUUUUCAAAUAAGGUUUAGAGAAAUAGCGGGAUCCUUAGAGGCAGCACUCACAGAUGUACUGGAAGACGCUCCAGCCGGAAGUUCGUAUUGCCUCUUGGCAUCUCACAGAACAUGGAGCAGCCUCCAGAGGUGCUGGUCAGAUCAGAUGUUCCUGCCGCUGCUGGCGCCCCGUCUGUGGAGGCUCACGCUGCAGAUCGUGGCGCGGUUCUCGGUGUUUGUCGGCGGGCUUUUACUCAGGCCCAUCUCUACUGAAAAUGCUAAGGACAUUAAAAAGGCUUUGGUAACUGGCAGCAAAGACCCUUCUGUCACCCAAGGAAACAGUGAAGACCAGGGAAGCAGCCCUUCUGAGACAAAACCUGUAGUUUCCAUUUCCAGCACUCAGCUGGUGUACGUGGCCGCAGACCUGAUCAAGCUCCAGGAGCAGCUUCCAGAACUCUUGGAAACAAUCAAGCCAAAACUUGAAACGAUUGGCUUUAAGAAUUUUUCUUCUAUCUCAGCGGCCCUGGAGGACUCGCGGGCGGCUCUGUCAGCCUGUGCACCUGCCCUGAGCGGCAGGAUCAUCCGGGACUUGAGUGAGUCUUGCUUCAGUUUUCUGAAAAGCGCCCUGGAGGUUCCCAGGCUUUACCGAAGAACCAAUAAGGAGGUGCCGACCGCAGCUUCCGCUUACGUGGACAGUGCUCUGAAGCCACUUUACCAGCUUCAGAGUGCACACCAGGACAAGCUCAAACAAGCAGUGAUUCAGCAGUGGUUACAAGGUGCUCUCUCUGAGAGCACGCAUAAGUACCACGAGACCGUGUCCGACGUUCUCAGCGCUGUGCGGAGAAUGGAGGAGAGCCUGAAAAGGCUGAAGCACGCCAGGAGGCCCGCGCCCGCCGCCCCCGCCGGCCCCCGUGCGGGCAGCAUGAGCGAUGACGACAAGAUCAGGCUGCAGCUGGCCUUGGAUGUCGCGCACCUAGGAGAGCAGAUACAGAAGUUGGGCCUGCAGACAGAGGACGUGCCGAGCUUCGCGGCACUCUCCGAGCUCGUGGCCGCAGCCCAGGAGCAGGCGGGGGCAGAGCAGCCUUAGGAGGCGGCGGCUGGAGAUGUGGGAUGUCACCUCCCUGGCCAUGCCGCCCGAGCAGCUGGGCGGCCACAGUGAGGACGCCCCUCCCCAAGGCAGAGCCACCGCGCUCACCAGCUUGCUGGCAGCCCAGGGGUGGCCCAGUCUCCGGCAGGUGUUCAGGAGCAGACCUCAGACCUGGGUCAGGAGCCAGACCAGCAGGGAAGAUUUAUUUCAUAAAUAAAGGGAGUGUCUGCUGAACACA
Messenger RNA from Manis javanica (Malayan pangolin), 3131 nucleotides. The record is from RefSeq and is a predicted model, not a curated record. NCBI's taxonomy places the organism in Eukaryota, Metazoa, Chordata, Mammalia, Pholidota, Manidae.